AUGGCUCCCUCCAGGCUUUCUACCAGCAUAUACCAAGACGACCAACUUUCAUCGCCUCCCUCUCCGUCUUCAGACGGGUCACCAGCGACUUCAUCUGAUAAAGAAAAUCAAAAUCGGCAACGGCCACAACUCGGAAAGAGGAAGAGCGACAUGGCGCUGGAUACUUCCGCAACAGGAUCGUCGUCGUCAGGCAGCAAGCGAGCACGACUAGCCGAGUUACAGGGAAAUGCGGACUCUACACAGGCCUCACAGUUUCAGCCACGAGCGUCUCAAAAAGCUGCCACCGACUACUACGAUCCAGAUCAAGAUGUCGCCGAGCGUCGGAAGAUUCGAAAGGGCCUUAGAGACCUACAACGUGAAAUGAAUGACUACAGAGGCGAAUAUCUGCAGAGCAACAACAAGGGUAUCCUCAACACCAUCCAGAAAGCGAACGAAUAUUUCGCCCAAGUGAAACAGACGUCAGACGCGACUGUCGAUUCUGCGCUUUUGGUCAAUGCGGCGGAUCUGUCGUAUAAAAAGGCGGCGCGCACGUUGGAUGGAGCCGUUGCCGGUAUAGACGUAGACGAAUUCGUCUCCAAAUGCUUGUCCUUUAUGCGUCAAACCCCGUCGAACGGGUCAGCGAAUAGUUUUGGCAGCACACAACGCCGCACCCAGAAUCGAGCAAACGGCGAUGAUAGCGAUGACGAUGCAGUCGAUGAUACAUUGAACUGGGAUUGGCUGGGUCGAGCUGCCUGUUUUCCGUACAAUGCGCGUCCUUCAUUAUCCGGUUUCCUUCUUGGUCCAUUAUCGGUCCAGAAACGCACUCGACAGCUUACGCAACGCAGAGCGGCAAAUCAAAUCGACAGGACGCAGAUCGUGCGACCACAAGAUCUUGAGGAGCAAGAUCUGGACAGACAAGAGUCCUCAAACCUUACUGCGAUGUGCACUAAAAUCCGCAAACUCUUAAAAGAGGCGACAGAUUCACGGACUGUUGCUGUUAAUGAGGAGUUGGGCGCAUUGGGAAGGGAGCCUACAGCCGAGGAGGUUGACGCAGUCAUGGACAAGCACAAGAUUUCCCAAGACGGAGGUAUUUUGCUUUUCCCAUUUGCCAUCAACCCAAAGUCCUUUGGGCAGAGUGUCGAGAACCUGUUCUAUAUAAGCUUUUUGAUCAGAGAUGGCAAUGUUGCAGUUAGCCAGGAUCGCCAUGGUCUGGUUACUAUACAAACAUCAACGCCAUAUCCUCCACUCGAGGCGCAGCAAAAGGGCAUUCAGAAGCAUCAGCUCAUAUGGAGUCUUAAUUUUGAGAUAUGGCAGCAGCUGAUUGAAACGUUCAACCUCAAAGAAUCCACCAUACCACACCGAAACGAUGAAGAGUUCCAGCGACAAAACCAACAUGGCGUGUUGCGAAACGUUUGGCGGGAGGACGCGGUGUUGCUUGAUACCCCUGCUGGUUUGUCCCUUCGCUGUGCUGUUAUUUGCAAGAUCAAUAUAGCAUCUUUAUACAAUUUCAACGGCACUGUUUGCACAGCGCCAGCUGAGCAAAGAUCAAUCAUCUAUCCCAUACACCGUCAAAUCCUGACUCAUCUCAGGCCACGCAUAAACAGCACUAUGCGCACCGCCAAAAACCCUUAA
Molecule: messenger RNA, 1611 nt
Organism: Talaromyces marneffei
Lineage: Eukaryota; Fungi; Ascomycota; Eurotiomycetes; Eurotiales; Trichocomaceae
Exons: 4
Coding region: 1-1611 (536 amino acids)
Biological process (GO): DNA repair
Cellular component (GO): nucleus; Smc5-Smc6 complex
Source: RefSeq, a predicted model, not a curated record